This is a messenger RNA of Dipodomys spectabilis (banner-tailed kangaroo rat), 3266 nucleotides long. It is a transcript of the gene Zscan20, whose product is annotated as zinc finger and SCAN domain containing 20. The record is from RefSeq and is a predicted model, not a curated record. The transcript is spliced from 8 exons. Gene Ontology annotation, biological process: regulation of transcription by RNA polymerase II. NCBI's taxonomy places the organism in Eukaryota, Metazoa, Chordata, Mammalia, Rodentia, Heteromyidae. Gene Ontology annotation, molecular function: DNA-binding transcription factor activity, RNA polymerase II-specific; RNA polymerase II cis-regulatory region sequence-specific DNA binding. The coding region runs from base 117 to 3254 and encodes 1045 amino acids.
GUCCCAGCAUCCCCCGCGUGAGCCCCGGAGCACUUCCGCCCGGUUGUGAAGUGGGUGUCUCGUCCCUCCCCCAGGACCCCUUUGAAGAACACAUCAUUGAUGAAGGAGGUUACCAGAUGAGGACAGCACAGCUGAAGAUGGCUGUGGCCCUGGAAUCUGAGGUCCAGACCCCUCCCCCUCCAGGGCCUGAAGACCUUUUGAUUGUGAAACUGGAGGAGGACUCCUGGGGAUCAGAAUCUAAAUCCCAAGAGAGGGGCCAAAACCCUGGCCUUGGUCCUGGUCCUGAGGUCUCCCGCCAGCGCUUCAGGCAGUUUCAAUAUAGAGAUGCAGCCGGACCCCAUGAAGCCUUCAGCCAGCUCUGGGCACUCUGCUGUCAUUGGCUGAGGCCUGAGAUUCGCCUCAAAGAACAAAUCCUGGAGCUGCUGGUGCUGGAGCAGUUCCUGGCCAUCUUACCCAGGGAUAUGCAGACCUGGGUGCAGGCACACCAUCCUGGGAGUGGGGAGGAAGCGGUGGCCCUGGUGGAGGAUUGGCACCGAGAGGCUGAAGCUGCCGGACAGUGGGAAUUGGAGUUGUGUGCAGAGGAGAGCGGGUCUUUAAAGGCAAUGCAAGAAUCUCAGAGUUUGCAGCUGCAGCCUGCAGAUGAGUGGCCUGAGACACAGUCCCGGAAGCAGUGGAUGGAAAGUACAUGCUCAGGCAUUCCCAAAGAUCUACCUGCCAAGAUGGCGCCUCAGCCCUUGAAAGAGAGUGCUGUCCUUACUACUCGACUUCCAAUUGUCUCAAAGAUAGGAAGCAUUGAAGACUGGGAGGUGAUAGCUGAGUCACAGGAAGCCUUGGACCCCGUCAAUCAUGCUGACAAGUUGCUCUGUCAGGACCCUCCAACAAAUGACUGUGAGAACAGCGUGCAUCUGGGAGCUCUAGUUUCAAAACCAAGUGUCAACUCCCAGUCAGAGCAAGGACAAGAGUUCUGGAGUCUAAGCCUGAUGAAUUCUGGGAAAAGGAACUCUGCAGAUUACAGCUUACAUAGUGAGCAAAUAAAAUCAGCUCAGGCAUUGGCCUGGAGGGACUCAAAGGCCUGGGAGGAGCAAUACCAAGGCGAUGUGGACGACAUAAAGGUGUCCGGCGUUCACUGGGGCUAUGAGGAGACCAAGACUUUCCUGGCAAUUUUGAGUGAAUCUCCUUUCUCUGAAAAGCUCCGGACUUGUCACCAGAACCGCCAGGUAUACCGAGCCAUUGCAGAGCGGCUGAGGGCACGGGGUUUCCUGCGGACACUGGAGCAGUGUCGUUACAGGGUCAAAAACCUCCUGCGGAAUUAUCGGAAAGCCAAGAGCAGCCACCCACCAGGGACCUGCCCCUUUUAUGAGGAGCUGGAGGCCUUGGUGAGGGCUCGGACAGCCAUCAGAGCCACAGAUAGCUCAGGAGUGGUUGUGACACUUCCCAGGCUGGGGGACAGUGAUGCUGAACUGGAUGAGCAGGAGGAAGGGGGCUGGGAGACCGAAGAAACAAUAGAAGAUUGUGAUAGUUCUGGCCUAGCCACCGAGGAGUCUGCCCAGGGGUCCAGGAUUGCAGGGGGUCCAGCUCUGCUCCACAGUCGUAUUGCAGGUGUGCACUGGGGCUAUGAGGAGACCAAGGCUUUUCUGGCAAUUCUUAGUGAGUCUCCAUUCUCUGAAAAGCUUCGCACUUGUCACCAAAACAGUCAGGUGUACCGGGCCAUUGCAGAACGACUAUGUGCAUUAGGCUUCUUGCGGACACUGGAGCAAUGUCGUUACCGAUUCAAAAACCUCCUUCGAAGCUACCGGAAAGCCAAGAGCAGUCAACCACCAGGGACCUGUCCCUUCUACAAAGAGCUGGAUUUAUUAAUGAGAGCUCGGACUUCCAUCAGGGCUAUGGAGAUUGUCAGGGUCCCUGGGUCUGGGCAGAAGGAUAUUAAGACUGAUGACCAGAAGGCCUGGGGUGAGUUGGCAGAUGGAGAUGUCAUCAAACCUUCAACCCCAUGCCCUAAAACUCCAGAUACAGGGUUUGAGUUGAAGGAUGAAGAUCAGAUUUCAGAGCAGGACAUUUUUGAGGAUUUGCCUGGAGCCUUAGCAAAAUGCAAUACUGAAGCUGUGUGUCAAGCUGGUUGGGAGGAAGACAGUGAAAAUGAGCAUGAAGGUGCAGGGGAGUGGAAAGAGCCUCCCCAGGAACAGUGGGACGACUGUUCUUCUGAAGAGGACUUAGAAAAACUCAUUGACCACCAAGGCCUGUACCUCGUGGAGAAACCUUAUAGUCGUAUGAAAAGCUUCAGCCGGAGUUCCCACUUUCUUGCCCACCAGCAGACUUACACUGAUGAGAAGCCCUACAAAUGCCUGCAGUGUGGGAAAAGCUUUAGUGACCGCUCUAACCUCAAUACCCAUCAAAGAAUCCACACUGGAGAAAAGCCUUACGUAUGCCUUGAAUGUGGGAAAAGCUUCAGUGACCACUCCAAUCUUAUCACCCACCACAGAAUCCAUACAGGAGAAAAGCCCUAUAAAUGCGGCAAAUGUUGGAAAAGCUUUAACCAGAGUUCCAACCUCCUGAAACAUCAGAGGAUACACUUGGGAGGAAGUCCCAACCAGUAUAGUGAGUCUGGUGGGGAGGGCUUUGAACAAAGUCCAUCUUUUAGUGUUCCAUGGCAGAAUUCUGCAGGGAAGAUAUCUGAGCAACUUCAGAGAGUUGGUGUGAACUUGAGCUCUCCCAGACCCCACAGUACCAACUCAGGGGAUAAACUGUAUCGGUGCUUUGAAUGUGGGAGAUGUUUCUCAAAGAGCUCUGCUCUCCUCAGCCACCAAAGAAUCCACACUGGAGAGAAACCAUUUGAGUGUGCUGAAUGUGGGAAAAGCUUCAGUAAGAGCUCCACCCUGGCCAACCAUCAGCGAACCCACACUGGGGAGAAGCCAUAUAAGUGUACGGACUGUGGGAAGUGCUUCAGUGAGCGUUCCAAGCUCGUCACGCACCGCCGAGUCCACACAGGGGAGAAGCCCUACAAAUGCCUCGAGUGUGGGAAGUUCUUCCGGGACCGCUCCAACCUCAUCACUCACCAGAGGAUUCACACAGGAGAGAAGCCAUACAAGUGCAGAGAGUGUGGGAAGUGCUUUAACCAGAGCUCUAGUCUUAUUAUUCACCAGAGAAUCCACACAGGGGAGAAACCCUACAAGUGCAUGGAGUGUGGCAAAGAUUUCAACAACAGCUCCCACUUUAGCGCUCACCGGAGAAUCCAUACAGGAGGGAAAACAUCAUAGGAGGACCCCUCC